CCGGCUCCCCUCGGCUCCGCCCCGCCCCGCCCCCGCGGUCCCGGCCGCCGCGUCGCCUGCGGGGUGGUUGUGGGGCUCCGGGAGGGCAGAGCUAGCCUCGUCCGCGAGGAGAUGGUCGGGCUCUCGGUGCCCGCCGAGGUCACCGCGAUCCUGCUGGAUAUCGAAGGGACCACGACGCCGAUUGCUUUCGUGAAGGACAUUUUAUUUCCUUACAUCAAAGAAAAUGUGCAGGAAUACCUGCAGACACACUGGGAAGAGGAGGAGUGUCGGCAGGACGUGAGCCUUCUGAGGAAGCAGGCUGAGGAAGAUGCCCACCUGGACGGUGCUGUUCCGAUCCCCACGGCAUUUGGGGAUGGGGUGGAUGACCUCCAGCAGACGAUCCAGGCUGUGGUAGAGAAUGUGCGCUGGCAGAUGUCUCUGGACCGGAAGACCACAGCACUCAAACAGCUGCAGGGCCACAUGUGGAGGGCAGCGUUCACAGCUGGACACGUGAAAGGAGAGUUCUUCGCAGAUGUAGUGCCUGCAGUCAGGAAGUGGAAAGCAGCUGGAAUGAAGGUGUAUGUCUAUUCCUCAGGGAGCAUCGAGGCCCAGAAACUUUUAUUUGGGCAUUCUACAGAGGGAGAUAUUCUUGAGCUUUUUGAUGGUCACUUUGACACCAAGAUUGGACACAAAGUGGAGAGUGAGAGCUACCGAAAGAUUGCAGAUAGCAUUGGGUGCUCAACGAAAAACAUCUUGUUUCUGACAGAUAUUACUUUAGAGGCCAGUGCUGCGGAGGAAGCGGAUGUGCAUGUAGCGGUGGUGGUGAGGCCCGGCAACGCAGGGCUGACAGACGAUGAGAAAACGAACUACCAGCUCAUCAGCUCCUUCAGUGAGCUCCGCCUGCCCUCUGCCACGUAGACAGGGUUUCUGAGGACCCUCAGCUGCCUUUAUUCUAAUGUAAAGAUGUACCUGUGUGUGCGCUCUAGUUAAUUUCCAUGGGCACAUAGUGAAGAAAAAGUUUUCAGUUCAUUGAAAAUGAAACUUAUUUAAAGAUGCUUUAUAUGAAGACCUUGCUUGAGACCGUAUGUAUCCCUUACUGAAAGCAAAACACAGUUGAUAGAAGAAACUGCCAAGCUACAGAUGACACGUUAGUGUUACUGCAUCAUUACCACAAAAAGAAAGCCAGUUUUGAGAUAUUCAGAAGUCUUUUUUUAAAAACUGCAAAUAAUGUCAGAGAAAUUCCCAAUAAUAAUUCAUUCUUCCUGUGUAUGUGAGUUACAAGAUGAUAAUAGCUGCCUCCCUGUGUACAAAUGGAAAAGCUGACCUGUUUCCCUUCAAGUGGAGCUUUGAUCAGGCAAGUGCUCCUUAUGUAAGAAGAGAUUUGCUGCCUCGUGGUUCCCGCAGCAAACAUUUGUCUUCUCAGUGAAAAUGCACACUGAUGACGCUGAACGUUUAACGGGACAGUCCUGAUCCUGCUGGUUGUUAUCCCAGAUUUUCUAGUUGCCUUCCCACUAUCUUAGCACAGUUUGAAAAUAUAUGUUAAUUGCUAUUUACUAUUUUUUAAAACUUGAUUGAAAUUGGCCCAUAACAAAAAAAGUGCUAGUACAUAAUAUUUUCCUCUGAAAUAGAUGUGAGAAAUGUAAUUUUAUAACAGCAUUAGUUGUCUUGGUUCAGUUCUAAAA
Messenger RNA from Octodon degus (degu), 1661 nucleotides. RefSeq names its product enolase-phosphatase 1 (gene Enoph1). The record is from RefSeq and is a predicted model, not a curated record. NCBI's taxonomy places the organism in Eukaryota, Metazoa, Chordata, Mammalia, Rodentia, Octodontidae. The transcript is spliced from 6 exons. The coding region runs from base 112 to 897 and encodes 261 amino acids. Gene Ontology annotation, molecular function: magnesium ion binding; acireductone synthase activity.